This is a messenger RNA of Plenodomus lingam JN3, 297 nucleotides long. RefSeq lists its product as uncharacterized. The record is from RefSeq and is a predicted model, not a curated record. NCBI's taxonomy places the organism in Eukaryota, Fungi, Ascomycota, Dothideomycetes, Pleosporales, Leptosphaeriaceae.
AUGGCUAUCGACGACGCACAGCGGGACAUCGUCACUCGGCAUGCUGACCGGCUUCUCACGGCCCGCGAUUACCCAAAGACCAUCUGCCCCUCGGAGGUUGCACGUGCACUAUCGCCCGCCGAACUCUCGACACUAAAUGCACCAGAUUGGCGAAGCACUAUGGAUGCUAUCCGAGCUGUCGUGUGGGAGAAGCGUGAGGCGGGGGAAGUCGAGGUGCUGCAGAAGGGAGAAGUAGUCAGGGUCGAGAGGUUGGAGGAGAUCAAAGGGCCGAUGAGGGUUAGACUUGUAAAGGAGUGA